GAAUUGCAUUGUUUGUUUGUUUUUGAGACAUUUUCUUCUUACUCUUCUGUUUUUCAUUUUAUUAUUUCAGUUUUGAAGCAUUCAUGUUAAGCUUAUCUGGAUCUGUCUGACUUUAAAGAUUUUGCAGAGAAGCAAGUGUUAGUGGGGCAGAGGGCAUUGAACAGGAAAAAUCUUCUCACCACCAAGAUUUUACUUUUGUGGGCCUAAAGGUUGUUGAGAUAUGCAGACCCCAAAAGCAAGAAACAGUUCCUCUGAAGUGCCACAGAAGAAAUCUCCGCGAGGCAAUUCGUCAGAAGUGCCUCUAAAGAUUUCUCCUCGAGCUGUCAGAUCUCGAGAAGUGCUUCAAAAGGUAUCUCCUCGAGGUGUUCCUCAAGAUGUGCCUCAUAAAAUUUCUCCGAGAGUUGUGCGCCGCCUGAAGACGGGGGCAUCGGAUUCUGAUUCUGCAUCUUCUCCUCAUGUUAAUGGUAGGACACCAAAAGAGAGAAGGGCUAAAGUCACCGAGCAGAAAUCGCCGAAAAAUUUGGAGUCAGAGAAGAAGGGCUCAAGCAAGGUUACUGAAUUGGAGUCCCAAAUCACUCAGCUCAAAAAUGAUCUCAAAGACAAGCUAAACUCCUCAGAAGCAUGCAAAAAGCAAAGUGAGGUAGAGGCAAAGGAGUCAAAGGAACAGUGUGCAGUAUUGUCCUCCGAACCAGACCAGUCCCCGAAACAGCUUGUGAAUCAACCUUCUUCUGAGAGUACAUGUCCGACUGACCACCAAAAGUCUUCCGAGGAUCUGACAUUGCGUUCAGAACUAGAGACAAUCCAGAAACAGCAUUCAGCUGACUCAGCUUCAUUAGCUUCUGCCUUGAAUGAGAUAAAGGAACUAAAGACUCAGCUGGAAACUGUUGCUAUAUCUGAGGCUACCAAAAUCAAGGACGCGGAAGCAGCCCAAGCGGAACUCCAAAGCUUGAAACAGAACUUGUCGGAUACACUUUUGCUUCUGGAAGACAUGAAAAAACAACUAAAGGAUAGCAAAGAUUCCGAAGCUCAGGCUCAAGCACUUGUUACUGAAACUCUGUUGCAACUGGAAUCAGCAAAGAAGAUUGUGGAGAGCCUAAGGUCUGAUGGUAAUAAAGUUGUGGAAGCAUACAAUGCUUUAUCUUCCGAGUUGGAUCAGUCGAAAGCACGUGCAAGUUCACUGGAAGACCUUGUUUGCAAACUCCAAUCAGCUACUGGUAAUGUUGGUGAAAGUGAAAUUGUCGAAAUUGAUGAAAGUAAGGAAACAAUUGAGGCAGAACUGUCUUCUCUGAAAUCUGAAGUUCAACGUCUGAGGGCUGAUCUGAAAGCAGCUGACAUCAAAUACAACGAAGAGAAAAAUCGAAGCACACUUGAAAUAAGAAGUGCCUAUGAGUUAGUGGAGCAAAUCAAGUCAAUGUCGAAGCGUAGGGAAGAUGAACUCCAGGGAGAAUUACAAAACUUCAAAACACAAAUAGAGGAGUUGAAGGCGAAUUUGAUGGACAAAGAAACUGAAUUGCAAGGUAUUUGUGAGGAGAAUGAGAAUCUUAUCAUGAAACUAGAGAACGCGCUAUCUGGAAAAGGAGAAAAUGUACUCGAAAAGGAGCUUCAAAGAUCAAGACUUGAUAUCGAAACUCUGAAGGCAAAUCUGAUGGAUAAGGAAACCGAACUACAGAAUAUUUUAGAGGAAAAUGAGAUCCUGAAGUCGGAAACUGACAAAAAAGAAAGCAAUAGAGGAAAAGUGAAGGAUGAAGUUGCUGCUGAACUAGAGGCUGCAAACACUGCAGAACGAGAAGCUCUCAUGAAGCUCGGGUACAUGAAUGAGGAGGUUGAUAAAAGUAACCGACGGGUGGCUAGAGUAACCGAGCAAUUGGAUGCAGCUCAAGCUUCCAAUGCAGAAAUGGAAGCAGAACUUAGAAAGUUAAAGAUUCAGUCAGACCAAUGGAGGAAGGCUGCAGAAGUAGCAACCGCGAUGCUAUCAAAUGGCAAUAAUGGGAAGCUCAUGGAAAGAACCGGAUCAAUGGAUAGUCCUUUCAGUCCUUGCAAGAUUAGCUCACCUUACUUUGAGGACAUGGAUGAAGAUCUAAUGAAGAGGAAAAAUCCAAAUAUGCUUAAAAGGAUCGGCGAGUUAUGGAAGAAGCCACUGAAAUAGGAAAAAGUACGCGGAAAAGGUACUUAUGUUAUGAUCCUUGAACUUAACCUCUUAGUUUAUGUAUUUGAAACAAAAUCAACUGAACUUCUUACUUAUUGUAAUCAUAUAGAAGCUCUGCUCAGCCUAGAACUGAGUUCAAU
Messenger RNA from Solanum stenotomum, 2286 nucleotides. Its product is annotated as interactor of constitutive active ROPs 3-like. The coding region runs from base 221 to 2146 and encodes 641 amino acids. The record is from RefSeq and is a predicted model, not a curated record. The transcript has 4 exons. NCBI's taxonomy places the organism in Eukaryota, Viridiplantae, Streptophyta, Magnoliopsida, Solanales, Solanaceae.